This is a messenger RNA of Fibroporia radiculosa, 6354 nucleotides long. RefSeq lists its product as uncharacterized. Gene Ontology annotation, molecular function: structural constituent of nuclear pore. Gene Ontology annotation, cellular component: nuclear pore; nuclear pore inner ring. The coding region runs from base 1 to 6354 and encodes 2117 amino acids. Gene Ontology annotation, biological process: nuclear pore organization. The record is from RefSeq and is a predicted model, not a curated record. The transcript is spliced from 13 exons. NCBI's taxonomy places the organism in Eukaryota, Fungi, Basidiomycota, Agaricomycetes, Polyporales, Fibroporiaceae.
AUGGGCUCCAUAUCACACCUCAGGAAUGUGCUCCUGUCUGCAUUUAGCUCGAGGGGGCUCAAGAAUGGUGAGCAGGAAUUCUUCGAGGAGCUCAUGGCCCAUAAGCCACAGCUGGUCGCCUUGUUCGACAUCAGCCCACGAAAUGCUCAAGAACAGCGCGAACUCGAGUCAGGGAAAACAACUGUAGAAGGCAGGUCGCUUGCAGUGAAUUCGGACUUCGCAAGGCAGGCCAUUUUCGUCGCACAACAACUCGACUGCUCGGAGCGCUACAUCGCUGGCCUUCUCCAAGAUGUUAUGUUUGAAAACCCUAACGUGUCUCCUGAGCGCUGUAUUGAAGCCACCAUCCUUGAAUUUCAUCUCAGACGUCGCCACCUUGCCGACUGUCUCCGCUACAUCAUCGAGGCCGCUGACCUCGGCUCAACGGGAAAUGCACCAGACUUAUACAUUCGGCUGGACAUGUUUGUCCGCCAACAGUUACUCCCGGCGCCCCGUAGUACCGUGGGGGGACUUUCGCUUACGCUGAAGAUUUUCCAAGAGAUACAUAAUCUUGGGAACGUGCUUGCGAAAGCUCAGACAGCUCGACAGAAUGCGAAGAGUGAUACCGUCUUAUCAUCCGGACAAGGAUGCACUGGCUCUUUGGGUGCAGACGUGUUGACUGCUCGAUGCGACUCUCUCAAAUAUGAGAGGCGCAUACUCGCGACCAGUUUAUACUUCAUCGGUCGCAUGGGUUACCUCGCUCCCGCCGAAAUUUCCAAGCUUAUUGACUGGCUCGAGGGAAAUCCCCGACACGCUAUGACGACUUCUAUCCUUACCACUGUGCUUGCUGCAUUGGACAUCGUGCAGCCCGAUUCACUUGGAGGCCGAGCGCGGGAAAUGUUAAUCAACGAUAAGAGCUUCAUGUCAUAUAUGAAGAAGAAGCUAGAUGUCGCAACGCAAUGGAGGGAACCGGGGAUAAAGGCAACAGUUUUGCUCAAAUGGACACUGUUUUUAGCGGAAACUAGGCACCGAAACCCCUCGCUGGAGAACGUGGAAGGUUUUAAGACUGAGGAGUUGGAAACGCAAAUAUGGAAUGCAGUACAAGGUGACUGCUUUACAUACCAAUUACGCCUCGUUGGUCAGCUCCAGAGCAAACAAACGUCGUUUCCGCCGGUAUCCUUUGCGCUAGGGAUUCUUUCGCAGCAAGAACCAGAUUCUCCUUCGGAAACUCCUGCAGAAGAGUUCAAACCAGUGAUCCUUGAGGCAUGUGAAAGCCUGAUCCGCUCACUGAUUAGUCAAGCGUCAUCAGAAUUGCGCAAGAUCAAGCAGCGACAGGAAGACCUACUUCUCACUGGGGUAAGAGGGGACAGGUCUAGAAGUUUUCGGUCAUCCCAAGCACAGCCUUCUGCACGGUCUGAAUCAGACAAACCUGCCGCACCACCUCGUAAUGACAUGGCUGUCCUUUUCUCUCUGAUUGGUCUGCUCUACUCCACUCUCCCUCCGGAACGAGCGCUUCAUUUUUGGGGUGCAGGUGUCGUUGCCGAGAGUCAACGAUCAACGUAUAGUCAAGCCCUAGAGUCCAUUUCCGGAAAGCUGCCAGGCUUUCUUCAGUGGGCAGUAUGGUCCACCCAAGCGCGAGACGUUGACAUGAUGAUGGCACUGUAUGACAUGCUUGCGGGAUUGGCAAAGGGCCAACAAUGCAGUGAGUUGGCGUACAAUUUCCUUGCAAGAGGCGGAGGCGAUGUGGUGCCAGGCAGCUCGCUAUCGUCGUCUAGUGCUCAUCUGAACACAGGCGCUGCAAUUUCGUGGGGCGCUAUCUUCGGACUCCUAGAUUCUUGGGUGGUAGCUGGUACGGGCUCUCGGAACCCACCACCUUCUCAGGGCAUGGGGCAAUCCCAGUCAGGUUUUCCUAAUUCGCAGCAGUGGCAACCACAGCAGUCUCACCAACCCCCGCAAGUGGCAUUUACCCAACAAGACGUCCUGCUAGCCCAAUCAUUCCUGCGUCUCUUAUCAACAGUCGUCACCCAUUCCGUAGCUGUGAGAGUCACGAUCAGUGGUCACGCCCGUUUUCGUGCCAUUCCUACACUAGUUUCGCUGGUCCCUCUUGGCAUACCUUUAGAGCUGAAAGGUGCUAUUUUCGAGACUCUGGCUGCGUUCUGCCAGGCUGGAGCAGGUGUUGCGGGUGUGGAUAUAUGUCGGUUAGUGUGGACCCUGAUGGAGAGAAUGGAGGUCAUCAAUGUACGUGUCAGCUCUGGCUUUGGCACGCCGUUACCUGCGGUCAAGGGUGUAGAGGUCGAGCUUGAGGAGGUUGAAACUGUCUAUAAGAUGUACCCUGCAACCAUCCCGUUCCUCAAGUUGCUUGGAACCCUCAUCCACACACCGAAGGAUAUCUCGAUGAAGGACCGAGUUGCGGAGACUGAGCCAAUUAAUACAAUUCCGGAGACAUUGGGACACCCAUACCGGCAACCCGGCGUUGGCCCGUUUUCCUCAUUCGUCAUCGACAACGUCUUUUCCCGAAUCAAUACGAGAGAAUAUCUGCGACCAACGGACCGAUGGCGUACUAACGACCUCUGUCUAUCUUUCGUGGAACGCUGUUUAGCUGGUUUUGAACUCGAGUCUCUAGUGGCGAACACAAUACAACUUCAGCCCAAGGGCGACGCGAUUCUACAGCUAGCAGUGCACCCGGGUUAUGACAUGAUGAAACGCAUGCUCACUUCUUCGACUUUACAAAAUAGCAUUCUGUCCUACCUCGUCGACGGGCUGAACGGGUUCGACAGGGGUCUUGCUGCUGAAGAAUCGUAUUUCCGGACUACUAUCAUGCGUGUUCUGCGGAUCAUUAACCGGGUGCUUGAGAUCCAGGACAUCUUCCUCGACAUCCUCUUACCCCUCCUCUCUGAUAUCAACGAUACGGCGGUCACUGGCGAGGUUCCUUCAUCGUCUUAUUUCGUCCGUCUCGACCAAGCACUGUCUCACUCUCCUGAGUAUGUUCCGGCAGUUGCAGCAUAUAUCGCCUAUCCUGCAUACCCAGAGUUGAUGUUACUGAGUGUUAAGAUCUUGACAGCUCUUGCGGCAUCGAAUUCCCUCUCUCAGUUGGCACUUUUGAUCGACCGAAGCGAAGAGUCGGUGCGUAUUCUGAACGGCUUUCAGACGAUCAUGGACACAGAUGUCUUAGAAGAGGUGGAAUUGGCCGAAAAUGCGGCUGAACAGCUGACAGGAGCUGGUGCACCUGACACUGAUGAGCCUUCCCCUGCAUUAUUACAAUCUAUUCGUCUCGCUAUCCUCGACCUGUUCGUCCAGAACACGAAGCCGGGAAAACCUUACCCUAACAUCGCUCAUUUCCUUCUGUUUGGCGGGGCCGCGGCAGAAGACCAAAUACAAGAUCCGCAUGCACUCGGCGCCCGGAGAUCGUGUAUGCAUACCAUCCUGGAUCUGCUUAAUGCCGGUAUCCCUCGAUUGAAGGGCAAGGGCCCUGCUCGGAAGCAUCCUGUAUCGGGUGACCCAUUAUUCGCUAUCCUGCCCGCACUUGCGGAACGAUGCUACCAUGUCGUCUAUCAGCUUUGCAAGCAUCCACGAACCUCUGAAUUUGUAAUGCGUUACUUGCGGACUCGCGAGGAUUUCUUUGCUCGCCAUCUCUCCGCUGUGCCAUUCAAAGCCCCUGCGACAGAGCAGGUGCCCUUCAUCGAGCUGAUUUAUGGCGAUGGCUCACGAGUGACGACAACGGUGAACAACUUGGCUGCAUUUUUGCGAUUGCGCUCUUGGAUUUUAGAACUAGUUGCCUUGGAACUACAUGCGUUGACGAACAAGGGCCAUCACAAGAGUGUUGCGGAACUGCUUGAGCUUCUGUUCGGCAAUGAGGAGGACUAUCUCGAGGACGGUGCUGGUUCUUGGGAGGCGGAUGCUUUCCGGCCAUUCCAUGAAGUCGGCCAAUCUCAUCUUAGGAUGGUCGAAUUCCUCCAAUCACUAGAUUUCGACUGGUCGGACAGCCUGACCGUGAAAGCCGUGGAGCUGCAGUUCUUAGGUGAACUGAAUUUGCAGAGCUGUUUACAGCUGGAUGAAUCGGGAUGCGAAAUUGUGGAUCGAGCGGCUCUCCUCUCCAUCUUGACAAUGGCAAGACGAACGCUUCACAUGCAAAACCGUGUUAUUACACCUGCGCAUCUUGAACAAUUGAUGACGGAGACAUCAUACAUUAUGGAGAGCUGCGCUAUUGAGAAUCAUCGUCGAGAAGUUCUACAUGCAGUUGCCAAUGGAUACGAGGCAUGGCGUAGGCUGCUGGACAUGUCACUGAUCAAAUGCUUUGAACGACUUCCCCAGGAUCGUCGCGAGAACAUGCUCUUCGACCUGCUGCAUGUCAUGCCGCUCACCUUACGGUCUGCUCACGUACAGGAGUCAACUGCAGUGCUGAUAGCAGAGGCCAUGCUGUCUGCAAUUACCAAGUUACGAGAGGACAGACACCAUCAAGUGAUCCUGCAAUCCGCUGGAGGUGACGUGCAAGCUGGCACUCUUCCAGUCGAGCGAGUCAAUGCUUUGUUACGCAGCAUUCUGGAAUGCGUUGCGGAGUAUGGGCACCUAGAACUCGUGCGGGGUAAUCUUUAUGCCUCCUUGAUCAAUUAUUUCCAUUUAGUCAUGUCAGCCGACAUAAAGAAAGAUCCUGACUUCGACUCGUCUUCCUUUGGCAUGUCAUUGUCGAUGUCGAUGUCUGCAAGCAGGGAUGACUUCGCUUUCGGUGAUAGCCUUGCUUCACCGUCAUCCGGACAACUUGAUACUACCUCCACGCAAGGUUCAGCCAUCCUGAACAGUACAUUGGCUAUCCUCAAGUCCGGGAUGGAACGGCUGGUGACUAUCAUUUCUCGCGAUGCUAUAGAUGGUUCGGAGGUCUGGAGAUCUGUGGCAUUUAUGCUACUUGAUUCUCUCAUCCGGCUGUCUCGAUCGGAAAAGUACCCGGCUAUCUUCCAAGCGCUAGCACGCCACGGCUUUAUGUCUGGCUUCGUUGGGAGCUUAAAGGAGUCGGAUUCAUUGUUACAAGCGGUUCUAAAGCCGGAUCCGGAUGACCUCAAUCCACUCUAUGUGUAUGAAGCGAAAAUGUCGCUACUUAUCCGCAUGUCACAAACAAGGCAGGGUGCUGAGAGGUUACUGGAAGCGAGGGUCAUCCCAAUCCUUGCCGGAUGCGAUUACUUAGACGCGCGACCUGAGGGAGACCAAGCAUUCCUAGACCACGACACAUUCUUGCCAUCGGCGAUUCAACGAUAUCACCAACUGGUCCUCCCAACACUGCAGCUUGUCAGUGGCAUGGUAGUGACCCUCGGAAACAGACAUACUACCGCUACAACACAGGCUCUGCAAUUCUUGUCUGGUCAUAGAGACACAGUGAUUCUUCUAUUGAAAAAUGAGGUGGACGAGCUCUCGCUUUCCCUGAUGGAAGAGAUUCGGUUACUUGUGUCGUUGUCCGCAAGUGUUAUUCAGUUGGUGCCGAAAACGGAGUUGCUUUCAAACUCUGGCUUCGGGACCAUUCAUGCCGCAAUCUCAGGCUUGGCUGCGCGAUGUCUUGGCAAUCAGCAUUGGUCGGAUGAUAUCAAGCCACGUACGGACGCGGAAUUUUCGGAUGCCGGGGUCGGUGGGCUAGGUUUUGGCAUUGAGUCGAAAUUCCGCGUCACUGUUCGUCAGCAGGAUCGACUUCUUCAAAAAGCUAUCAUCGCCUAUCUGGGAACAGCUAGUGAUUUCACAGAACCGGAAUUUACCCUUGUCCUCUCUCCUGUAAUCACGACGCCGAAGCAAGAUGAGCGGUCGACUCCCACCGUUCCUUCAGUUGGCGAUACUAUUGAAGCUUUACAUCAUCUGUGCGACGAUCUGGCAGGAUCGCUGAGGCAAAUUAUCUCGCUAACCGCAGAGCUCUCGUCGCGCAAUCACAUCAGAGUAGAUAACAUUCAAGACAUCGUCCCCGUAUCUGAUCAGGGCCUGCUGGGGAAUCUGGACAUCCGACAAAAACAGUCGCUUAUCAGCAGAGAGCUGGAGAAGUGGCGCACUGAAGCAAGCCGCACAGCCUUGAUUGCAUUGAGUUCUUUGGAGAUGCUCCUGCUGCUUUUGUGGCGACAUCUGGUCUUCUACUGCGAAGGAAGGCACAUCAACAAUCCGGAUCUCAAGGGCUCAAUAUCGCAUACAAUGCGGUUUGCAACGUCUCCGGACGUGGAGACACUGAUAGCAGAAGUUACCAAGAAGCUCGUUCCCGCUCUACAACGCCUCCAAACCUUAGACCUGACAGAAGACACCCUUGGGAAAGACUGGCACUCGUACCACAGCUACGUCGAAAUCAUGUCGCGCAGACUGAAGGACACGACGGGGCUGCAUGACCAGCUGGAGGAGAGUUCACAAAACGGGCUGUGA